Messenger RNA from Perca flavescens (yellow perch), 887 nucleotides. It is a transcript of the gene psmb3, whose product is annotated as proteasome 20S subunit beta 3. The record is from RefSeq and is a predicted model, not a curated record. Bases 170 to 787 code for a protein of 205 amino acids. Gene Ontology annotation, biological process: proteasome-mediated ubiquitin-dependent protein catabolic process. Gene Ontology annotation, cellular component: proteasome core complex, beta-subunit complex; proteasome core complex; cytoplasm. The transcript is spliced from 6 exons. Lineage: Eukaryota; Metazoa; Chordata; Actinopteri; Perciformes; Percidae.
AUGAGCUCUGCGCAAGAGAUGUCGUAGCAGAAUCAAGCUAGUCUGAUCUCUGUGUUUCUUCUAAAUCGUGUAGUCAUUCUGGAAAGUAACGAGCAGUCAUUCAUAUUAGCUAAGUAGAAGUGGAGUUUGCAAGUUCUAGCAUUAGGGAACAUACUGCAACGCCUUCGCGAUGUCUAUUAUGUCCUAUAAUGGAGGGGCCGUCAUGGCCAUGCGGGGGAAGAACUGUGUGGCGAUAGCAGCAGACCGGAGAUUUGGCAUUCAGGCUCAGAUGGUCACCACAGAUUUCCAGAAGAUCUUCCCCAUGGGAGAUAAGCUUUACAUCGGGCUGGCUGGACUGGCCACUGAUGUUCAGACAGUAUCCCAGAGGCUUAAAUUCCGACUGAACCUGUAUGAGCUAAAGGAGGGUCGCCAGAUCAAGCCCAAGACCUUCAUGAGCAUGGUGUCCAACCUGUUGUAUGAAAGGAGGUUUGGGCCAUACUACAUCGAGCCGGUGAUUGCCGGGCUAGAUCCCAAAACCUCAGAGCCAUUUAUCUGCUCCUUGGAUCUGAUUGGCUGCCCCAUGGUGACAGAAGACUUUGUUGUGAGCGGCACCUGCUCAGAGCAGAUGUACGGCAUGUGUGAAUCUUUGUGGGAGCCAGACAUGGAACCCGAGGACCUGUUUGAGACAAUCUCCCAGGCCAUGCUGAAUGCAGUUGAUAGAGAUGCAGUGUCCGGUAUGGGAGUCGUUGUACAUGUCAUCGAGAAAGACAAGAUCACCACACGGACCCUUAAAGCCAGGAUGGACUAGAGCUUCUGUUUCUCCCCACACUUCAACACGGAUGUUUUGUAUAAAAAUGCUUGUACUGUCUUUUUUUCUUCAAUAAAUCAACAUAGGUUUAAGCACUGAA